Molecule: messenger RNA, 870 nt
Organism: Impatiens glandulifera
Lineage: Eukaryota; Viridiplantae; Streptophyta; Magnoliopsida; Ericales; Balsaminaceae
Product: putative disease resistance protein RGA4
Exons: 1
Coding region: 1-870 (289 amino acids)
Biological process (GO): defense response to other organism
Molecular function (GO): ADP binding
Source: RefSeq, a predicted model, not a curated record
AUGGCAGUACUUGAGGAUGCAGAGAGAAAGAAUGUGCAGGAGAAGGACAAACAAACAGAAGAUUGGUUGCGGAAGCUGAAAGAUGUGGCGUACGAGGUUCGAGACAUCAUGGAUGAGUGCACCUUUGAAGAUCUUCGUCUUCAAGUCAACAGGCGUAAUGCCUCCUCUUCAACCCUGAUCCAGGUAACCAACUCAAUAACCCAUCCUUUUAGCAGUACUUGGACACGUCUAAAAGUUGGUCACAAAAUUAAGGAUGUUCAAGAGAAGCUUGACCAAAUUUCUUUAGAGCGUCAAACGUUACAUUUGCGUGAAUCUAUUCAUGCCUCAAAAAGAGACAAGCUUACUAGUAGAUGGCGUGAAAACAUGUCUCUUUCUAGUUGUAAUCAAGUAUAUGGGAGAGAUAAGGAGAAGAAACAGAUUAUUGAUAUUCUGGUCAAUAAUACAUCUAGUGCUUGUGCUGAUAAAAAACCAUAUGUUCUACCCAUUGUUGGAAUAGGGGGUCUUGGUAAAACAACACUUGCCCAAAUGGUCUUCAACGACGAGGAGAUUACUAAGUAUUUUGAAACUAAAAUCUGGGUUUGUGUUUCAGAUGAUUUUGAUAUUAAAUUGGUGAUCAAAGCUAUCAUAGGAGCAACAAAUGAAACUUCCUUAGAGAUAUUGCAGAAAAUGAUUCAAGAUAGAUUGAAAGGGAAAAGAUAUUUGAUUGUAUUGGAUGAUGUUUGGAAUGAAAAUGUUGAUGCAUGGGAUCAGUUGAGAUCUAUCUUGGAUUGUGGAUCAAAUGGUGCAUUUAUCCUUACCACGACACGGAAAAAAAAAUGUGGCAAAAAUUAUGGAAACGAUUCAACAUUUUCAGAUAUCAUCGCUCUCUAA